AUGGCAGACAUGUUUAUAGGGGUUCGGAUGACCGUGGUACUCCGGUCUGGCUAUUCCAUGACUGGAGUAGUUGCUCAGAUCAUCCCCAAUCAAGUACUGGUUCUGCAUCAGGUUCAUUCCAAUGUAGGCCAGUACGCUGAGACGGUACACAUCGACCCGAACGAUAUUGAAGAUAUCUUCGAUUCCAGCAGAAUGCCUGCUGUGACAAACCCCUCGGGGGCCGGUCCGCUGGGUUUCACAGCACCCUCCGCCAAUGCCAUCCCUGCGCCGAUCGUUCCUUCCUCCAAUACACCAACAUUCCAGGACCCUGCAAUUCUUAGUAUGGGACGGCGUCCUGGACCGAAUAUCGGAGAAAAGAGAGACCCUACACCGCCAGCCAUCACGAAGAUCACCAGCCUUGUUAAAACUCUGGAAGAGGCGCCAGGGAACGACCAACAUACACCUAUCAAGCGCCUUGAGGAAAGCUUGGGUAAGUUAAGCAUCGUGCCUCCGGGGCCAGAGACGGGACCAGAGACGGGACCAGAAGCGGAAGUGACGCCGACAGCGCCCAGCGCUCCGGGCGCAAGACGGAAGACACGCCGCAAGCAGAAGGGUAGUCGAAGCCAGCCUGAAGGCGAGAAUACGCCCGUCACAGUCAAGGAAACUGAUGAAGCGGGGGGCCAAGGAGGCUCUGGCUCUGGGUGGAGGCAAACACCGAUUCUACAGUCGACCAAGUCAUUCCAGCCUUUCGCAUCCCUUAAGAGGGGUCAGAAGCCGAAUGCUGAUGGCUGGGCCUCGGAGGAUGUCACCGAUGUUCAAGGCGCUGGCGAUUUCGACUUCGAGGGUAAUCUCACCAAGUUCGACAAGCGAAACAUAUUCCAGGAGAUGCGCCAACAGGACAAGGUUGAUGAUGCUGAGCGCCUCGUAUCCCACAAUCGUCUUCCGCGCUCGAAACCUGGUACCGCCGGGGGAAAGAAUCUACACUACUCGGAGAACGUCCUAGAUAUGCCAUCAACUUCGUCGGCCGCACAGGCACCGGGGUUAGUAUCGAAGCUGAAAGAAACCCCCGACGACUUUUGGAAAAGCGAAGCUGAUGAUACUAACAUGAAUGGAGGGGAACGACUGAGUGGUAGAGAAGGCAGCGGGCGAAGUUCACGCCUUAGGGGGGAAUCUCGAAUGUCGACGAGACGCUCCCGGUCCCGGAAGGCGAGUGCCACGCAAAGUAUCCUUGGGCCCAGCAGAAUCAACUCGGGCCAGCCGCCUCCGGCUACAGCUGAAGGUUUCUAUUCUAUGGGUUCAAGUCGACGGGUCGAGACAGUCACCCAUCUGCAAAUGCUUAAUCUUGAGAAUAUUGCGCACAAUGAGAUGGGUCUGACUGAAGAUCUCAUGGCCGAGAAUGCUGGGCGGAGCAUCGCCGAGGUUGCCCUGUCGGCCCUCAACGAUCCAGCCGUAACACUUCGUAACGCUGCCGCUUCCCCUGGGCCAAAUACGCCUACUAUCGUCGUCAUGGCGGGAAACAACAAAUCAAGUGUACGUGCCAUCUCAGCUGGACGUCAUCUUCGAAACCGAGGCAUUAAUGUCCUUGUUUGUGUGGUCGGCAUCGAGCGAGAAAAGGACCUGAUCGAAGAGGUCCAGAAGCAGAUUAGGCUCUUUCGCAAUUUCGGCGGCGCUGUGCUCUCCAAGACGCAGCUUUUCAAGCAGCUCAGCAAGGCCACUACGAGCCUCAAUUCAUCGCCACAGAUCUCUGUCACCCUUAUCGUUGACGCUCUUCUCGGACUCUCGAUCGCUUUCGAGGAAUUACGCAAGAGCGAUCAAGCUAGUACCUACGAAUUGAUGGAGUGGGCCAAUCGCAACGAGGCCUUUGUUAUGGCUGUUGACGUACCCAGUGGAAUAGAUCCAACAGCCGGAAAGGUUAACAUCAUCGACGGCGCGAGGCUUUACGUCCACCCCCGAUACGUAAUUGCUCUUGGGGCGCCGAAACAGGGACUGCUGAGAGCAAUGCAGAUCGGCUACGAAGAGCAAGCCGACAUCGCAGUCGAGGACUGGAAGCUCUAUUUAGCGGACAUUGGCCUAGGUGCCUCGACGAUUUGGCGGAAAGCGGCCACCAAACUGCGUCGUGGGAUUGGUAUUGACUUCGGGGAUAAGUGGGUCAUGGAAAUGCGGUAUCAGCAGCAACUGGACAAGCCUCUGGAAUGA
This is a messenger RNA of Pseudomassariella vexata, 2175 nucleotides long. Its product is annotated as YjeF-related protein N-terminus-domain-containing protein. Gene Ontology annotation, molecular function: mRNA binding. Gene Ontology annotation, cellular component: P-body. Gene Ontology annotation, biological process: deadenylation-independent decapping of nuclear-transcribed mRNA; P-body assembly. The transcript is spliced from 2 exons. Lineage: Eukaryota; Fungi; Ascomycota; Sordariomycetes; Amphisphaeriales; Pseudomassariaceae. The coding region runs from base 1 to 2175 and encodes 724 amino acids. The record is from RefSeq and is a predicted model, not a curated record.